GGGCUAUGGACAUUCUGUCAUAAAAAGGGUAAAACAGAUCAUGGAAGAAGCUGUCACCAGGAAAUUUGUGCAUGAAGACAGCAGCCACAUCAUCGCCUUAUGUGGUGUGGUAGAAGCAUGUCUUCUGCACAUGCUCAAACGGAGAGCCGCCGGCUUCCUACGGACCGAUAAGGUGGCUGCCCUCUUCACCAAAGUUGGCAAGACUUAUGCGAUAGCUGGUGACAUAUGCAAGAAGGUCCAGGAGCUGCAGCAGCAGGUGGAAAGCAGGAAAAAUCAGCCAACUGGCCAGGAGUCCCUCAAGAGGCAGAAUUCAACCACAAGCAAAUCGCCUGUCCUGACACCUCAGGCCAUCAAACACAUCUGGGUCCGGACGGCGCUGAUCGAGAAAGUGCUGGACAAAAUUAUGCAGUACAUCGUGGACAACUGCAGCAAAUAUUACGAGAAAGAAGCUCUAUUGGCAGAUCCUGUUUGUGGUCCAAUCCUUGCUUCUCUUCUAGUUGGACCCUGCGCUCUCGAAUAUACCAAGCUGAAAACAGCCGACCACUACUGGACUGACCCCUCAGCCGAUGAGCUGGUGCAGAGGCACCGCAUUCAUGGAGCACACGGCCGUCAGGACUCUCCCUCCAAACGCCCGGCGCUGGGAAUCCGGAAGCGGCAGUCCAGCGGGAGCACGUCCGAGGACCGGUUUGCUGCUUCGGCAAGGGAGUAUGUGGAGUCUUUGCACCAGAACUCGAGGACACACCUGCUGUAUGGGAAAAAUAACGUCCUCGUUCAGCCAAGAGAUGAUAUGGAGGCAAUUCCUGGGUAUCUCUCCCUGCAUCAGUCAGCAGAUAACUUGACUUUGAAAUGGACCCCGAACCAGCUCAUGAAUGGGACCCUUGGGGAUUCAGAACUUGAGAAAAGUGUUUACUGGGACUACGCCUUAAUCGUGCCAUUCAGUCAGAUCGUCUGCAUACACUGCCAUCAGCAACAAAGUGGAGGGACAUUAGUGUUGGUGAGUCAGGAUGGGAUUCAGAGACCUCCGCUCCAUUUCCCGCAGGGAGGCCACCUCCUUGCUUUCCUCUCUUGCCUCGAAAAUGGCCUUCUGCCCCGAGGGCAACUAGAGCCACCGCUUUGGUCCCAACAGGGCAAGGGUAAAGUGUUUCCAAAGCUCCGGAAAAGGAAUAUUAACAAGUCAGUGGAUCUAGAUGAAAUGCCAGAGGAGACUGCUACAGACUACGUCUUCAGAAUCAUCUACCCAGGUCACAAGCAUGAGAACAUAACUAUUAACUACCACCACUUAGCUGCCAGCCGUUCUGCCUCUGUCGACGAUGACGAGGAGGAGGAAGAUAAGCUGCACGCAAUGCUAUCAAUGAUCUGCUCUCGGAACCUCACAGCUCCUAAUAGGAUGAAAGACCCCAGCGACAUGAUAGAGAUGCAGGGAUUUAGUGCAAGCUUGUUGUCAUGGCAGCUGGAGCACUGUAGCCAAGGUUCCUCGUGUCUCUCCUGUUCAACGGGCAGCUCUCCUUAUGACCUCCCCAGCUGCUGCAACUGCAUACACGACAGAACCCCGUUAAAGAUGCUGUGUGAAAGCAUGAAGAGACAAAUUGUAUCCAGAGCCUUCUAUGGAUGGCUUGCCUACUGCCGUCAUUUGUCUACAGUGCGAACACAUCUGUCUGCUCUAGUGAACCACACCAUCGUCCCACCCGACAAACCGACCAGCGCCACAGGAGGCCUGACAAAAGAGGUCUGGAGCAAAUACCAGAAGGACAAGAAGAAUUACAAGGAGUUGGAAUUGCUGAGAAGAGUGUACUAUGGUGGGGUGCAGCAUGAGAUCCGAAAGGAAGUGUGGCCCUUCUUACUAGGUCACUACAAAUUUGGCAUGACCAAGAAGGAUAUGGAUCGGGUGGAUGAAGACAUUGCUCUCCAGUAUCAGAAGGUCAUGGCGGAGUGGAAAGCCUGCGAGGUGAUAGUGAAGCAGCGAGAGAAGGAGUCACACUAUGCCACCUUGGCUAAGUUUUCAUCGGGCAGCAGCAUCGACAGCCACGUCCAGCGACUGAUCCACAGGGACUCCACCAUCAGCAAUGACGUCUUCAUCUCUGUAGAUGAAAUGGACUCAGCAGAGCGAGACUCAAAGGGCCAGGACGACCCUUCUUUGACUGUGGUGAACAUGGACACACCAACAGCAGUUGCUGCAGUAGAGCAGCAGUCGGUAGAAUUUGAUUCUCCUGACUCUGGGCUGCCUUCUUCUCGGAACUACUCGGUAGCUUCAGGCAUCCUCUCCAGCAUCGAUGACGGGCAGAGCAUCUGCUUUGAAGAUGGGGUAGAGGAAGAAACGAGCAUGGACUUGGAAAGAACAGAUGUGGACACAGUCCAUGCUCAGAAAGCCGGGUUGGUGGCUGUAGAGGUGCAGGAUUCCAUACCGGAGGAACAGCUGUGCUCCCAGCUGGAUUAUUUAACAUCUGGAGUGGAUCUUGCUGCUGUUUGUGCUGCGUCCUAUACAAUAGAAUUACUGGACACAGUUGCCUUAAAUUUGCAUAGAAUUGAUAAAGACGUCCAGAGGUGUGAUCGGAACUACUGGUAUUUUACUGCUGAUAACCUGGAGAAGCUCCGAAAUGUCAUGUGCAGUUAUGUUUGGGAGCACCUCGAGGUUGGGUACGUUCAAGGCAUGUGCGAUCUCCUGGCUCCUCUCAUGGUCAUACUCGACAGCGAUCAGCUGGCAUACAGCUGCUUCAGCCACCUGAUGAAGAGAAUGAGCCAGAACUUCCCCAAUGGUGGUGCUAUGGACACACACUUUGCCAACAUGCGAUCCCUAAUCCAGAUUUUGGACUCCGAGCUCUUUGAGCUGAUGCACCAGAACGGAGACUACACUCACUUCUACUUCUGCUAUCGCUGGUUCCUGCUUGAUUUUAAGAGAGAAUUGUUGUACGAGGAUGUAUUUACAGUGUGGGAAGUUAUUUGGGCAGCAAAGCACAUCUCUUCAGAACAUUUUGUCCUUUUCAUUGCCUUAGCACUGGUGGAGGUCUAUCGAGAGAUUAUCCGUGAUAACAACAUGGACUUCACCGAUAUCAUCAAGUUUUUUAAUGAAAUGGCCGAGCAUCACAAUGCCCAGGAAAUCCUCAAGAUUGCGAGAGACCUCGUCUACAAAGUGCAAACGCUGAUAGAGAACAAGUGACGGCGGAUGCGGAGAGAACGGUCACGGAGCUGCCAUGGGCCUGUGCAGACUGUGCGAUGAAGCUGUUCUUUGCACACACUUCAAACAGCGUUUUAAUUGCAUCUUCCAUGUAACGUAUAAGUAUUCCAGAGGUCUGUAAGAGAGACAUUUAAAGCCGAUUUCCCCUGGAGAUGAGGUUGGUUUGAUCGUCCUUGCUGCUCUCACUUUGUAUUUUGAGGCACAAAUCUUUUUUCAUUGUGCCCUUUCUUAGGCUCUAGAAGUGUCCAUCUCUGUGUGUGAGCUAUUGAGGGGAUUUUGUUUGUGGGAGGCUUUGUAUUUAUUGACCUCAUACCUCUGUAAUGCCCUGGGAAUCAGUUGCGUUCACCCAAAAUCUCCUGCACAUUCAGAGUUGAGGCCUGUUGAAGCAGACUUCUGCAAGUGCACACACAGCCCUUAGUAAAGCAAAUGCCAUAGACUGGGCACGGAGGAUACAAGAAGAGAGGCACUGGCUCCCACCUGUUAGAGCAUAUUUUGGCCGUAGAAGUACAAAGGCCCAUGUAUUUAAAGGCAGCAUUUAAAGGUGGAUCAGGUUAGAAGUCCAAGAGCUGAGAUCACGCUCCACAUGCUACCUCCCUUAGGACCGGAAAGAAAACCCCACCUGAAUAAUAGGCAGACCCUGAUGUCAACUCAGCCACAACUCUUGGAUCAGUGAACGCCUGAACCAGGGUGCAGCCCCCGUACCUGCUAGGGUGAGCUUGAAGACAAAGCCCAGUGUCAAGUCAGUCUCUGAAACAACCUUCAUGCCAUCAGGGACCUCAGUCAAACACUUAACUCUACCAAGGACAAGCUACACGUUGAUCCACAGCAGCUCCCAGCAGUAUGGCGUUAUCUAGGCCUGGGAGUGUUGGGUGAUCUUAGACCAGAGACUCUCCUGCAUGCUGAUGGCAUCCCAUUAAAUUCAGUGGGACAAGGAAAAGUUUAGCAAUAGCAGAAGAGGUUUGCAGGGGGGGGCGGUGCUUUAGUGUGUCCAAACUCGCACCCCAGAGGCACUAGCUUCUUUCCCCCAUUUCUCAGAGAUGAAAGCAGUGGCUGUUAGGGUGUCUUCCUUUGUUAGUCCCCCUAGGAAGUGCCUUGGAUUUGAUUUUCAUCUGGCUAUGGGCAGUUUCCAGAGUAGCCAAAUCUCUCUUGUGCCAGCCUUCACUUCAUUGCAUUUGACCCCAAACUUCCCUUAGUUGUUAGCAGGUCUUACAGAGGCUCUGCUCCCCUCGGUUUCCUGGUUGUAGUGGUGACACCACACUUGCUCUUUCAGGAGCAAAUACCAGCAGCUGCUAGGGGGUACAGCAGUUUUACCACCAGAGGAGCUGUCCCAGGUCUCGAGUUGGACAGUAGCUGUAUUUCAGGCUGUUAAACAUCUACGUGAUAGCACUGUCACCAUGUACACUAGAUGACAUGCAUAGACCCCAGAUGGACUACAAGAAGGAUUCAAGUAGGCCGGUUAAAGAAUGAGUAAUGCGGACAGCAGCAGACACAGAUACUUUUAGCAAAAGUUCAGGUACCCACGAUUUAGGUGCACACAUCAUUCAGGCACUCGUGGAGAGAAAACAAAACAAAAAAAAUCACGGCCAUGCCAUUGUGUCCCAUUGUGGAAGGUGGCCGAGGCUUUUUGGAGUUUAAUUAAGUUUGCUUCUGAACCAGAAGUCGUAGCCCGAAAGAUCACAUGAAGCUUGGAGCCGAACUUUGUGGCCCAGUUUUUAUACCCUUCUGUUACCUUUUCAGAGGAGGAUGUUGAAAAGCUCAGUGUGGGCCAGCGGGGGCUGGCCCUGUGCCAGGGCGAACACUGAGCGCUCGGGAAACUCCUCCAGGAAGAACGAAUCCAACUUAAAUGACCUUUCACAGGCUGUUUCCUAGGAGAGGAGCAACAGUGCGCUCUGACAUGCCUGCAAGUGUUUUCAGCUGCGGGAUUAACGGGACCAGAGUUUGCUCGCUUGGUAGCGCUACACGGUGGAGUGUAUCUGCUCUUCGCUUACUUUGGCCACACAGUACAAGUCGCUUGGGUUUGGCGUCAUUCUCAAACAGGCUAAAAAUCCACGAGCGAUUGAGUGUGAAGCCCGUCACCCCCCGUUAGCUCAUGCAGAGACAGACUGUGUGUUGCCGAAGGAUGAACCGGUCCCUGCACUGGUUCCUCCAAGCUACAGUUUUACCAUCACAAGUGGGGGGG
Molecule: messenger RNA, 5351 nt
Organism: Alligator sinensis (Chinese alligator)
Lineage: Eukaryota; Metazoa; Chordata; Crocodylia; Alligatoridae
Gene: SGSM2
Product: small G protein signaling modulator 2
Exons: 24
Coding region: 41-3154 (1037 amino acids)
Molecular function (GO): GTPase activator activity
Source: RefSeq, a predicted model, not a curated record